GGGGCGAGGCGCUGUGGCGGGGGAGCCGGGGAGUCGAGCCGCUCGGCGGAAUCCUGGGAGAGGGGCCUGAGCUUUGGGAAGGGGGCCACCUGCCUGGGGGCGUGGCCCGGAAUCAUAGGGGCGGCCCCUCGAUUUAUGGGCGGGAGUGGGGAGCGAAGGGGCGGGGCCAGUCGACGGGGACGUGGUGUCGUGUUGCGGACUGUUGUCGGGAUCUAGGGGCGGGGCCGCAGUGGGGAAGGUCACGGUGGUGAAAGGCAUGGGUUUUGUCGUUCACCUUUGCCUCACUGCCGUAGAUUGAGUCCGAGAGUCUACUUUACGGCUGUUAUUUUGCGGCGCCGUCGGGCACUAGUUAAGAUGGUGUCGCAGUUCAGUGGGGUGCUGCAGUUGACGGAUCUCGAUGAUUUUAUAACCCCAUCCCAGGAAUGUGUGAAGCCAGUGAAAGUGGAAAAGAAGCCAGGAAAAACGUCUGGGAUAAUCAGAAUUGAAGACGAUGGUAGUUACACUCAACUGAACCAGGAUGGAGGCAUCAAGAAACUUGAAAAAGCAAAAAUAACCUUGAAUGACUGUUUGGCCUGUAGUGGCUGCAUUACCUCAGCAGAAAGUGUAUUAAUCACGCAACAAAGUCACGAGGAACUAUACAAGGUUCUGAAUCAAAACAAAGUGUCCGGUUCUGAGAAUCAGAAGCUUGUAGUGGUUUCAGUUUCACCACAAUCCAGGGCAUCAUUAGCUGCAAGAUUUAAACUGCAAGUUACGGACACCGCACGACGGCUGACCGCAUUCUUCAAAAGUCUAGGUGUUCACUAUGUGUUUGACACAACCUUCUCGAGAAACUUCAGCUUGCUGGAGAGUCAACGUGAAUUUGUACAGCGUUUCCAGAGGCAAAAGGAAGAUAGCAAAGCCCUGCCGAUGCUGGCUUCUGCCUGUCCAGGUUGGAUCUGUUACGCAGAGAAAACUCAUGGUAGCUACAUUAUUCCCUAUAUCAGCACAACAAAAUCCCCACAGCAGGUGAUGGGCUCUUUAAUCAAGGACUACUUUGCAAAACAGCAGAAUAUGAUGCCAGAUCAAAUAUACCAUGUAACAGUAAUGCCAUGUUAUGAUAAAAAACUAGAAGCUUCAAGGGAAGACUUCUUCACUGAAGGUCACCACACAAGAGAUGUGGACUGUGUAAUUACUUCAGGUGAAGUGUUGAACAUGUUAGAACAAGAGGGGCUUGCAUUGACAAACGUGGACCCAGUGCCAUUGGAUACAAUGUUCAGUAGUGAGGCUGAAGCAGAAGUGACUGGGCAUUCAGGUGGUGGUUCUGGUGGAUAUCUGGAACAUGUUUUCAAACAUGCUGCUAAGGAGCUCUUUGGAAUUGAUGUACAUGAGAUUACCUAUAAAACACUCAGGAAUAAAGAUUUCCAGGAAGUAACACUGGAACAGGAUGGAACUGUUCUGCUCCGUUUUGCGCUAGCCUAUGGAUUCCGAAAUAUUCAGAACCUAGUGCAGAAGUUGAAGCGUAAAAAAUUGACUUACCAUUAUGUGGAGGUGAUGGCUUGUCCUUCAGGUUGUCUCAAUGGUGGUGGCCAAAUACGAGCAGAGGGAUCUGAGUCCAGUAAGGAUUUGUUGCAGCAGGUUGAGGAACUUUACGCAAGUGUGAAGGUCCAGGCACCAGAAGCAAAUGAAUCUGUUAAGAAGGUCUAUGAACAGUGGUUUGAAGGUGCUGACAGUACCAAAUCUUUGAAAAUGCUGCACACCCAGUACCAUGCAGUGGAGAAAUUGAACAGUGCCCUGAACAUUAAAUGGUAAAGGAUCUAAAACGUCAAAGUCUGAACUGAAAAUAGUUGGCCGUUAACAAGAUCUGCUGUGGUACCUUCUAUGUGGAGAUAUGUAUUUGGUGAAUUAUUGAAUCUUCAUGUUUUGAGGGUGCAGACCUACAACUUACAAGUCGAUGUUUAACUUCCAGUCUGUUGAAAAUGGAAGGAAGAUGCCUUGGUAGCUCUCUGUGUUGUAGGAUUGUCAGGUACUCAAAUCAGGACAAUCAAAUAGCAAUAGGUUAUGUACCUUCUAGCUCAACUUAGUUCUUUGAAACUGAAAUAACUUUCAAUUUUAAGGCAGGAGGAAAUACUUCUAAGGCAUUGUGCCAUUGAAGUAAUGAACACAUUUUCUUGCUGGGGCUGAUUUUUUUUUUUCCAUUUCCCAGAUAGGCACAAGCAAGUAUCUGCAUCUCUGGUGUUCAGCUCUCUGUGAUGCUGUUCAUCAUGAGCAAAUUGCUGAUGUACUACGGAUUGUUCAGAUGACAAUGCCAAUCAAUGGUAGUUUUCAUUUCCCUUCCUCUCUGAACAGUAUCUAAAUCUGCAUGCUUUCCAGUUCUGACUUGUAGUCAAGCAGUGUCCAUACUAAGAAAACAAAUUCAGUAUCAACCAACACCACCACCACCACUUAGAAAUUUCUCUGCAAUUAUUUUGAAAAUAAACCAGUGCCUUAUGUUGAUCACCUGAGCAGAUGAGGAAAUUCGUUAAGUAAUACAAGAAACUACAUCAUAUUAAUCACCACUGAUCUUGUAAAUGACCAAAAUUUAGCAAAUAUGUUUUUGCAUUGACCUACUCCAGCAUAAUUUCUAAUAAGUUCAGAUUUUCAAAAAUAUUGACUGCAGCCUUUGAUGAAGAGGAUAUUUAUUGUUCCUGGAAUUCUUAUUUUCACGCUCUCGUGGAGUAAUAUAUGAAUAAAUUAUAUUUUAAUAAUGUUGUUAAACAGGAGGGAAAGGGGAAAAAAAACUGCUACAAAGGGAAAUUUAAAAUGAGAAAAUGCAAAUAUGAUCUGUCACUUUUUUUUUUACAAACUGUUGUAUAUUUGAUUUGACUACAAAUUCUACUGAAGGUGUUGUGGAGUGUGCCAUUCAGCAAUAUACUUGAUGUAACUCUGUAAAUGGUAAAUGUAACUAUUUUUAACUUUGAAAA
Messenger RNA from Rhincodon typus (whale shark), 2939 nucleotides. RefSeq names its product nuclear prelamin A recognition factor-like (gene ciao3). Gene Ontology annotation, molecular function: 4 iron, 4 sulfur cluster binding. NCBI's taxonomy places the organism in Eukaryota, Metazoa, Chordata, Chondrichthyes, Orectolobiformes, Rhincodontidae. The transcript has 11 exons. Gene Ontology annotation, cellular component: cytosolic [4Fe-4S] assembly targeting complex. The record is from RefSeq and is a predicted model, not a curated record. The coding region runs from base 355 to 1788 and encodes 477 amino acids. Gene Ontology annotation, biological process: iron-sulfur cluster assembly.